AUGCUCCGAAGGAGUCGUCUCCAAGCAGUCGUGACCGCAGCAACAGCGACGGUCGUCAACGCAGCGCAUAACAACAAUAGCAGCCGCGGCGGCCAGCUGUGUAUUACAGUCUGUUAUGGUGCUUUGACUGCUCUACCGCCACACUCACUCGGUGACAGAGCAGUGGCCCUACACUACCCGCUGGAGCUGGCGCAACGAACCACUUCACCAAGUGGCACAAGCACCAGAGUGGCCCGUGCUGGCAGCUUUUGCUCAUAUCACCAGAGUGCGCUUCACGCAUCUCGCGUUCUUCGCGCGCUGCGCUCCACCCUGCCCCACGGUAGCAGCAGCACCGGUUCAUCCAGCACACCUGCCUUGGCUGGCUCCGCCGACCACAGCAACAACGCGGACACCACAGUGGAUCAGCGUGGGCCGUUCGAGGUCACCAUCGAUGAGGUCCUUCUACAUUCGCAUGAUAGCCACAGUAGUGGGGCUGCUGCUGCCAUCGGCACUGUUGCUGACCUCGUCCGGCUCCUUGUCGACCCCGACUUGGAGGUUGGGGGUGGCGCCGUAGAGGCGGUCAGUCUCCGCGAUUUUGUCGCCAUGACGCCAAAGCGAAAACUUAAGGCAGUCGGCGGCAACGCGGAGUGCCUGGACGUGCUGCUCAGCAGCGAGCAAUACCAAAGCGAAAAAGACGCGCGUGAGCUGCGCCUGUGCGGUGUAGCGACGGUCGGUCAAUGGAAGGAACAGCCAGACCGGGUGCAGCUCAGCGCUUACGCGCGAGGCCUCCUCGAAACGGCGUACAACCGUCUCGCACGCCACCGGCACCACUCACGAAAUGAUGAGGUAGUCGCCUGGCUGACUCGUGCAAUCCAGCGCGCCGUCGCCGAUGAGCUGAUGGCGCCAAAACGACUGACCGACGGCACUGCCAUGACCAUGUCGUCUACAUCGCCGUUCCUGAUAGACCUGAAGGUGCCUGCCGUAACAGCAGCUGGGAAGGUCCCGGUGGACGCCGCAGCGGGGCACCACGCAAGAUCAGCGGCACAGUCAGCUGCCACCGCCACAGCAACACAAGGCAAUAGUAGCGAAGGAUCCAUGGCGGUAGCCUACUCAUCCGGCAACUCUGUGCAAAAUGAGGCCGCCGACGCUAACGCCGCAGCGCGGCGUCGCGGUCCUCGACAACGCUCUGUCGUCUCUGGCGCUAUGUCAAAGGUGCCUGUGGCCGCUGCUGUGGAAGAGGACGGUGCUGCGGAGAGCGAGGAGCUGACGGAUACCAUUGACGGGGACGCCGAGGAGGGCGGCGAGGAGGUGGAGAACGAGGAGAUGGCAGAGUUGAUGGCAGAAGCAGAGGUGAGCCCGGCAAAGCGUGCCGUGGCAUCCCCCAGCCCGCCGCCGUUCCCUGCCGCAGCAGUCACACCAGCAGGUCGACACAAUAACAAAAAAGCGCCUGAGGCCGCCCCCACAGCGCCUCGGCAGCAGCAGCACCACCAGCCGCCACCUCGGGAAGAAGUGGAAGCUGCGGACGCAGACGAGGACGAUGAGGAACUCGUGGAAGAGGUCGAAGAGGUGGAGGAAGAGGAGGCAGCAGACAUGACGGCGCCGCCAUCGUCAACCUCUGCAGCGCAACCGCCAUCGCCACCAGCCCCCGCUGCACCACCAGCACCGCCAGCCACAGCAGUAGUCGGAGCAGCAGCCGCAGCGGAGCGGCGGGAAAGGCUGGUUCGACUUGCGGAGUUAAUGAUGAAGCAGUUCAACACCGCUGACGGCUACCUUCACCCAUCCAACAAGGCCGAGCGUGAGGCACAGGAAGCGCGAGGGGAUAUUCUGGUGCUCGACGAGGAUACCGCGCAGGUCGACCCGCUCGCCGUGUUCAGUGCCUACCACGCUGCCACAAUUACUGACGCCGACCCGGUCGCCGUGCGGGCCCUCAAGACUAUCUGGACCUCGUACAACAAGCACCAGAUGGCGCUGGAGGAGGCAAAGGACGACACAUCUAUCGAGUUCUACAAGCGCGAGAGCGUGAACGCUCUCCUCUAUGGCUCCGUUCUGAUGCGGGCUCUGGCGCGCGAAGAGCAAGUCGUCGUGCUCGAGGGCACGCUGCUCCCGCCUUACGGCUUCCCGCUGGUGUCGUCCGAUACACGGCCUUUUGCUGUCUUCGCCGCAGCCGGCGGCUCAUCAUCGUCCUCGACGAUGGCCGUCACUGACAUGACAUCCGGCAAGGUACUCACCGCCCUGCAGGCGUACAAGGUUCUGUUCAGCUCGAAGGAAAAGCGCUACUCGCCAUUCCGCCCAGCAAUUGAUCAGAGCGCCGGCUGCAGUGUGGUUUGCCUGUCGGGAACGACGCUGCACCUCUACUACACCUCCACGAAGGACCGCAUCGUGGAGGAAGAGGUGCGGCUGCCCUUUGCGGAGGUGAUGCUCGGCGUCCUCCACCUGCUGCGCCACAAGGUGCUCCCCCGCGUGAACGUGGUACACUACCACCUCAUCGCCACUAAGAUGGUGGACCCGUCGGACAGCGCGGACUUCAUGCUGCGCUCGACAGCAACGAUCGACCUGACGAACCCGUUUACCAAAGAAGAACUGGCGCGGCUCUGUGCUCUCGCGACCCCGCUCGGGAUGGCGGAUGAGAUGGCCGAGUUCCGCUGCAUUGAUGACCUCGUGAUAGAAAUCGAGGAUACUUCUGGCGCCUCGGUGGUGCACAGCCUGCUGCACAAUCGCGAGGACUUGGAGGCCACGCUGACCGCGACACUGGCGCAGCUGCUUCCAGAGGAUGGCGACAGCGCCGCCGGUACUGAGGAGGCAGCAGAGGACGCGGAGGAGGAGGAGAAUGAGGUAGUGGUGGAAGACGAAGAGGAAGCGGAGGCAGCUCCACCACCGCCGCCGCCGCCUUCACGCAAGCUCAGAGGUCCUGCAGCGGCCCCCGCCCCAUCACCGAGCCCCGGUCGCUCUAGUCGCCGUCGCGCAGUGCACGAAGAAAAUGAGGAAGAGACGGUGCGCAUGGAGGACGAAGAGGUCGCGGAGGUGGUGCAGGCCCGCCCGACGCGGGCGAAACAUCGGCAGCCGGCUGGGACACCCUUGCCCACGUCGGAGGCAGUGCUCGAAGAGGUCAUCCACAGGCAGUGGCAGCAGCAGCAACGUGGAGCAGGCAAGGCCGGCGCUGCGGCGUCAGCAGCACCGAAUUCAACCGCCGCCGUGCAGCACAGAGACGACGACGGUGCCGCAACAGAGGAAGAGGAAGGCGAUUUCGACGAAGAGUUGGAGGAAGUCGACGAGCUUGAAGAAGAGGCGGCAGAACCCCCAUCAGCACGCGCCCUUGUCCGUUCCUCCGUCCCCCAUGCACCUGCCGCACCCGGGGCCGGUGCGGCUUCACGCGCACAGCGAAGUAGCAGGGCCGCAGCAGCAGCGGUGGCGGACGACAAGGAGUACGAAGACGACGGCGCCGAAGAAAUUGAAGAGGAGGAAGAGAUAGAGGUGGUGGCACCACCGAUGACCCAGCGGGCGCCUGCUGGGCGUCGCGCUGUUCCUGUAGCAGCCGCCUCGGCAGGACCGUCACCGCCGCCGCCGGCACCGGCACAGACAGUCCGACGUGCACUGCAGGUGAAUGACGUGGGCCAGGCAUUGCAGGUACGCACGCGGCGUGGUACCCGCCGACUCACAGCACGCGCUCGCGCCCCGCCACCGGUCGUCCAUGAGGGCUUUGAGAAGGCAGCGGCGGCAGUAGCGGAAGGCGCGCCGGAGGUGGAAGCGGCCGCAGAAGUGGACGAGGAUCAGUGGUUUAGGCGGCGUCCGAAGCGUCGCUAUUUCGAGUAA
This is a messenger RNA of Leishmania braziliensis MHOM/BR/75/M2904, 3789 nucleotides long. RefSeq lists its product as hypothetical. NCBI's taxonomy places the organism in Eukaryota, Euglenozoa, Kinetoplastea, Trypanosomatida, Trypanosomatidae. Bases 1 to 3789 code for a protein of 1262 amino acids. The transcript has a single exon. The record is from RefSeq and is a predicted model, not a curated record.